AUGGAUACCUCAAUUGCUUCUGAGGAUACCCGAGCUGGGGGACGCUCCCGUCGUGUCUCGCUCCCGCCUGCGUACCUGCGAGCGUCAUACCAGUUGACGAUGCCGCGAGGUCGACUGUCCAACGGGAACCGUGGGGCGCCCUUACCCAAGAGCCUGAGCUUCCGCAAGAAGGGGAAGGAGGUGGUGCAGCCAGAGGAAGAUGACGGCACUGGGGCGGAGAGUGCAGAUUCGUCCGAGCGCAGCGAGGAUGAGGACGAGGAAGGCGGAGACACGUCGGCAUCAGGAUCAGGCGAAGAAUCAGCCGAGCCCGCUAAGGGGGGGAAGACGGACGACGAUGGGCGUGCGGGACCAUCCGCGGCCAACGCUGACACUCGCGCUAAUCACGACGUGGACGGACUGGUGGGACCCACACGCUGGGACACAGUGGACGCCAACAGCGAUGACGUGCGCAUACCGAGCCGUAUCCUCGAGCAACUCAUUCAGGCUCAGGACAAGAGCGCCAAGGAGAACGCGCGGUUGGAGGCGCUGUUCUUGAAUGCGAUGUCUCGGCCGUCCAGCGGCUCUCAUAAGCGUAAGGCGACCAGGCAGAGAGACCCGGGGCAGGGUUGUAUGAACCCGAAGCGUAAGCGUGGCGAGACGUGGAGUGGCGGGUCAGACGAUGACGGCGAGGACGACGAUGACGACACACAUGGAUCUGGUGGCCGUCAUAUGCGCACGGCCAAGUCUCCUAUUCUGCAGCGCGCCUUGGAGCAUUUGCCUGCGGACAAGGCGUGGAAGCGGGUGUGCGAGCUGGCCAGGGUGCACAUGUUUCUCAACAGGCCGACGUCGAUGAUGACCUUCUACCCGAGCAGCGACGACAAGACACACGGGGUGUGUGCGGUGCUGGACCGCCUGCCGCAUAGCUUCGCCUACCGGGAUGGCAUGCCGUUCGCCUCUCGGGCGUUCGCGACAUGUGCGAAGGCUGCAUUCAGGCCCAAGAAGGCCGGCCUGGUGAUGACGCUGAAGGUGUACCACCUGGCCUGGUUGGAGCAUGUGGUCUCCGACUGCGUCCUCUACUGGGAGCAGAGGAAAGGCCGGCUUUCCAACUCGGCCGGCGGAAACGCCCACGUUGUGGACGGCCUCAAGGUCCUGGUUAAGGAGGCCGUGGAGAGGGCGAUCAGGAUCCGCAACCCGGAGUAUGACGCGGAGCGGGAGGCGUGGAUCUGGGGGCGCCAUGGCCUGCGCAUCUCUGCGUGCGGCCUGGAGCACAUGAGGCCCGCCGGCGCAGCCCAGCCGGAGGAGCCAGUGGGGGACGACGACCUUUCGGCAUCCGUGGGGGAUGAGUAG
Closterium sp. NIES-65 is the source of this 1326-nucleotide messenger RNA. NCBI's taxonomy places the organism in Eukaryota, Viridiplantae, Streptophyta, Zygnematophyceae, Desmidiales, Closteriaceae. The record is from the annotation of a GenBank genome assembly.